CAUGAUUGUGCUGGCGGUUAUCGUGGGAUUAAUUUUCUGUCUGCUGUAUCUAAGCCAGAGGCGAAGAUACAAGUUUGCUGACAGUUUACCGCAGUUGAAACAGCACUAUCCAGUGCUGGGGAAUGGGGCAAUGAUGUUCGGCAAGGACGAUGUGCAACGGUUCGCCAUAUUGGUGAAGAUAUUCCACGAUCACGAUCGGCUAGUGAGGGUAUGGGCCGGUCCGAAGAUGUUACUUUUCACAUGCCAUCCGGAUCUGGUGCAACAGAUAUUGACGAGUUCGGUGUGUCUGGAAAAGCCGUUUCUGUAUAGUUUCGCUGGCUUUGAGCAUGGAUUGUUCACCUCGAAAUACAAAUUAUGGCGCACGACCCGGAAGCGUCUCAACUCGAGCUUCAACUUGCGCAUUCUGCACGGCUUCAUUCCCAUAUUUGUCCAGUGCGCCCGGAAAAUGGUGGACAACCUGAACGAAAACCCGGACGGAGCGACCGUCAGUAUGCACAAGUACACCUCGGUCUGCACGCUGGAGAUGGCCUGCGGGACGACUCUGGGCAGUGACAUCACCAAACGGGAAGGCAAGGAGGAAUUUGUUGAUGGGCUAGAUAUAGCUUUCGGCGAAGCGGCCCGAAGAAUGGUUAGCGUUCAUCUUUAUCCGAAUAUCGUGUACCGGCUGACCAAAUACCACUACGAGCUGCUGCAUGCCAGGAAGGUUGUGUGUGACUUUUUCAAUCGACUUGUGACUGAAAGACGCGUCACAUUAGGCUUAUGCAACAACAGCAAAACAAUUGAGGAAGUGGACGAGGAUCACAAGCCAAAGAUUCUGAUCGACAAACUGCUGAGCGUCUCCCAGGAUGGCAAAAACUUCAGUGAAACGGAAAUCAAUGACAAUAUCUAUGCAGUCAUCACAGGGGCCAACGACACAUCCGGGCUGCUGAUAGCUCACGCUUGCCUGUUCCUGUGCUUCUACAAGGACAUUGAGGAAAAGUUGUACACCGAAAUCAUGGAAUUCAUGCCGACCGAAGAGGCGGAUAUCAAUCCGGACAGUCUGAAGCAGUUGGUAUACAUGGAGAAGUUUCUGAAGGAGUGCCUACGCCACUGUCCGGUGGCACCGAACAUCUCCCGGGAAAACAUGGCCGAGAUCGAAAUCGACGGCGUCAAGGUGCCUCCCGGGAACAUUUUCGUGAUGAACUUUUACGCGUUGCACCGCCGGAAGGACCUGUGGGGCCCGGAUGCGGAAAAGUUCGACCCGGAACAGUUCUCCGAAGAGCGCUCGCAAAAUCGACACCCAUUUGCGUACCUGCCAUUCAGCGGCGGAAACCGGAUAUGCAUCGGAUGGCGAUAUGCGAUGCUCAGCAUGAAGGUCAUGCUGAUUUAUUUGAUUAGGAAUUUCCAGUUCGAAACGAAGAUUCGACCGGAGGAUGUACGCUACCGGCACGAUUUGACGAUGAAGCUUCCCUUUGAUCACAUGAUUAAAGUGACGAAGAGGUGCACGGGUUCGAUGAAUGUCACCGGUGAUAUUUUGCGAGCGGCACCGGUGCAGAAGGCGGGUAGAGACUAGUAAUUUUAUUAAUAUUUCUUAGAAGGAAUGGUUCUGUUAGGUGUUAAUAUUUACAUAUUUAAGGUAAUUUCUUCAUCCUUGCAGUAAUUAAACCAUAAAUGUACAAAGUGAACGAUUCCUACUAUGUUUAAUUAGCGCUUCGAUUUUAGCUGCUUUGUCUCCAAAUCACGUGCACAGUGGUCCUGGAAAUUAGGAGAAAAUUAAUAUUUUGACCCAAAAUUUGAAUAAGGCUUUUAUUUUGAUGAAAGUAGCAAACAAAAAUAGAAGAAUCAUUCGAUAUAAACAGAGCUGAAAAAGUUAAAUUUUUAUACAUAUUUGUAAUUGACUGUUUCUCACA
Ochlerotatus camptorhynchus is the source of this 1889-nucleotide messenger RNA. Its product is annotated as cytochrome P450 4c21-like. Lineage: Eukaryota; Metazoa; Arthropoda; Insecta; Diptera; Culicidae. The transcript has 6 exons. Gene Ontology annotation, molecular function: iron ion binding; monooxygenase activity; heme binding. The coding region runs from base 2 to 1552 and encodes 516 amino acids. The record is from RefSeq and is a predicted model, not a curated record.